AUGGCCGACCUUUCAAACCUCAAGAAGCUGCGCCCAUGCGGCAGACUAGAAACAUACAGCACCGCACGACACCAUUUCGGGUUCUACAAGAACGUUGGCUUUACCGCAGAAUAUGUGGCAUCAAAGAACCCUCAAUCAUCGCUCGAACUGCGAAUCUAUACUGCGCUCCGAACAGUUAUUGCCCAGCACCCGGUCCUGACGACCAUCACGCUGAAUGAAGAUCAAUCCUAUCCCAACGUAUACUUCGCGCAACUCCCUGAGAUCGAUCUACGUACCUGCGUAGAGAUAUGCGAGAGAAAGACACCAUUCCCAAACGAUGGCGAGGCGGACGAAGAGCUCGAUCGAUACCUAGUGCAGCAGCAUAGCCGCGAUUUUAAGGACAACCUAGGCUCGAAGCCUUUCUGGCGGCUGCUGGUCCUGACUUCACCACAAGACACAUCCAAGUUCACGGCGACGUGGAUGUGGCACCAUGCGCUAGCAGACGGAACGUCAGCCUUCUCGUUUCACAAAUCAUUCCUGGCUGGCCUCAACACUCCGGAAGGCAUCGCAGAUGCGAUUGUCAAGUCUCCAUCUGCGGAUCUAGCGCCGCCAUUAGAGGACUUACAUCCAAUGACUAUAACGUGGCCUUACUUCAUCAAGGCCAUUCUUGGUGCCUUGUUACCCUCGGUAUUCGCAAAGCGACCUCCGAAACUAUGGGCGGGCAACGCUAUACAGCCGAACGCUACGCCGAUUCCGCCACCGCAUUAUCGCACGCUCGUCCUGUCGAAAGCGACUACGGACAAGCUGGCUCAAGUCAGCCGAUCUGAAAAGACAAGCGUAACAGCAACGUUGCAAUGCCUUCUCGCCGCGUCACUCUUCACCUGCCUCUCAGCAGAAGACUGUGAGAGGCUUCACAUUGAAGGCCCGAUAUCGAUAAAGAAAUUCUUAAACGUGGAGGCACAGCAGAUGACCAUGACGAUUGCCGAAUAUGCGCACCUUCACGAGCGCGUCGCAUCUCGAGAACCCAAACUCAAAGAUUCAGCAGGACUGAGUGUCCUACAGCAGUUCUCAUGGGACACUGCACGCGCAGUGAAAUCCACCAUAUCCACAGAAGUCGCCAAAUCUGGCGUCGAUAACCCCGUCGCGCUGCUGAAAUACAUCUCUUCUAUGCAGCAACAUUUCUUCGAUAAAUUAGGUAAGCCUCGCAAGUCUGCAGCAGAACUGUCCAGUGCAGGAGUAUGGAAGCAUACUCAGAGUGAAGGAGUAUGGACUGUCGGUCGGAUGGUGUUCAGCCAAUCUCCCAAUAUUGUGGCCAAUGCUUUGAAACUCAACGUUGUAACAGGUGGCGAUGGAAACGCGACGUUGAACUUCUGCUGGGCUGAGGAUGCUGUGGAAGAGCAGCUCAUGCGUGAUAUCAUCGAGGGAGUUAGGACUGGGACCGAAUAUCUAGUAGGAAGAAGCCAGGAGUAG
This is a messenger RNA of Alternaria incomplexa, 1449 nucleotides long. RefSeq lists its product as uncharacterized. The record is from RefSeq and is a predicted model, not a curated record. Lineage: Eukaryota; Fungi; Ascomycota; Dothideomycetes; Pleosporales; Pleosporaceae. Gene Ontology annotation, molecular function: N-acetyltransferase activity. The coding region runs from base 1 to 1449 and encodes 482 amino acids. The transcript has a single exon.